Molecule: messenger RNA, 2364 nt
Organism: Thunnus maccoyii (southern bluefin tuna)
Lineage: Eukaryota; Metazoa; Chordata; Actinopteri; Scombriformes; Scombridae
Product: doublecortin domain-containing protein 2
Exons: 13
Coding region: 193-1686 (497 amino acids)
Biological process (GO): intracellular signal transduction
Cellular component (GO): microtubule organizing center; microtubule
Source: RefSeq, a predicted model, not a curated record
CCCAGUAAACAACAACAACACAGACGGGGUAUAGGUUUCUUGAUGCUACACCUCUGAUGUGGAGGAACUGGUUUCCAUAUCAGAUGCUAUCUCCAGUUACGUCUCCGGAGGCUCAAAACACCUGCUAGUGACUUUUGACACGAAGCGCCGUUAUAGUGUUUUUUUUAACUGUUAAAGCUAACUUAGAAAAUUAUGCCCGGGACAUUAGGGAGAGGUGACCUGCCGCCGACAAAAACAAUAAUUGUCUACAGGAACGGGGACGCUUUCUUUCCAGGAAGAAAAAUAGUUGUGAACCCGCGUCAGGUGGUGACUUUUGACAAUUUCAUGACCUCUUUAACCAGGGGAAUUGAAGCUCCGUUUGGCGCCGUGAGGAAGCUGUACACUCCCAGGCAGGGCCACAGAGUUCAGCAUUUGGACGACUUGACGCACGGCGGUGUGUAUGUAGCAGCGGGAAAUGAGCAGUUCAAAAAGCUGGACUAUUGCGAGAUAACAGCCAAGAAACCACAAAACAAGAAGAAAGAACAGAUCCGUCCUGUUGUUCAUAGCAGAAUUGUGGUUUCAGCUCGCUGGAGGAGAACUACAGAUGAGUCUUGCACGAUAAAUGUCUUUACCAACGGAGAAGUCCUGGUUCCUCCGGCUCGAAUACGGAUUCCAAAGUAUACUCUCAGAAGCUGGGAGAAUGUUUUAGCCAUGGUGACCGAGAAAGUUUGUCUUCGUACUGGUGCUGUGCAAAGGCUUUGCACAUUUAAUGGACAUGCUCUUUGUGGUCCCACUGAGCUAGAGAACAACCAGCACUAUGUCGCAGUUGGUGCAGAAAAGUUUAAAGCUCUCCCAUAUGACCAGUGGGUCCCCAGCAGGGAUUUAAGCAGGGAAAACCACAUGAUUGAAGGCCAAGACUUCCUGCCCGCUAUUAGAAAGACAAGACAUGCUAAGGCUGCGUUUGCUCACACAGGCUUUGGAGAGGACCUUGAGCACACAGCCAGGGGCCAGAUGAAGAAACACACAGCCAAGUCAGAGAGAACCAAACAACAGAGGCAGGUGUCCAGGAACCCAGUUCUCUUCCCAGCAGGCGAAUGCAGUGUGUUCAAUGCACAAAACAAAAGAAGUGAGACGGCAGGAGCAACAGAGGUGCAGGAAGACGGCCAGUUGAAGGUGGACCUGCCAAUUGAUCAGAUUGAGGCAAAGAUAGUUGAUGAGGAGUAUGAGGAUAGGGGAUGUUCUGCAAGUCCCUGCAAGGCCUCCCUCCAUGAUUCAGAUGGUUUGUGUUUGCAGAGGUCUUUGUCUGGAGGUUCCAGGAAAAAUUGUAGCCUUUCUUCAGGGCAAGCAGAGUCAGUAAAAGGCAGAGGGUGCAAUACUGGAGACACAGAAUCAAAGACACCUGAGCCCCAGGAGGCUAAAGAGAGGGAGGUGUCUUCUAGGCUCUGCAAAUUACGGUCACGGAUGUUCUGGUUUUUCAAGGUGGCUGCCGAUCUGACAGUGAAAACACCGAGGCAAAGAACAUCAUCAAUAUGGCAUUCACAGCUGCUGUUAUUUCCCCCAGGACUUGGUAUCACACAUUUGAAACAUCCUCCAGGGACAAAUUUAGACAACGGACCGAUCCAAACUGCUGGUAUGAUUACUGUCCCAGAUGUCAGCGAUGAUGGAGGCAACAACAAGGAGUGUUAUAUUAGUCCCCAAUGCCUGUAAACCAUAAUAUCUUUCCUAUUUUACAACAUAACUUUCUCUUACUCCACAAGGAGACAUUUUCACUCCGCUCCUUUGAUAUGCCCGGCUGCUUGGUAGCUGUUGUAUAAAAAAAAAAAAAAAAAAAAAAAAACAUUCCAAAUGCACCGACAGGUGUCUGAUUUCUAUUCCCAUGGCAAACACACGCCACAGCUAGAUGCAGAUUGCCUGUGGAGAUCACCGCUUGUGCAAAAUAAUAGUGUAUCUGGAAAUACUGGCCCUAGCUGAGACAUUCUACAGGCCAUCAGAUGAGAUGUGUGUUUGAGAAGAAAUGAUACAACAGUGAGGGAGUGAUUGCCAUAAUGAUAGAUCCCUAACCAGACAUUUUUCAUGUAUGGAAACUUGGAUUUGGGCCUGAAAGGAGUCUAGAAUGGGUAUGCCGACGUGUGAGACAAUUUAGAGAAAAUGUUUUUGUACUAAAUUGCCACAUCGUGGGUGCUCGGGAUGCUUUAAAGUAAUAGAGUUCACAUCUGGGUAGAAUCAGUAAAUCCAUGAAAGUUUGAAGAGUCUUGUUGACAGGCUAGGAGAAGUUUUAGUGAGUUUUUAUCUGGCUUGUCUUAAAUUAUUUUUUUAAUGAUGAGACAUUUGACAUAAUGCACUGCUGAAGCAUGAAUAAAUGGAAUACUUUUUACAUAUAUUUAA